GAUGAGGAGCAUAUGCACUCACUUAUUAAUCAGUGCACCAAACCUGUAAAGUUCUCUCUCUCCUCCCUCCAGGUGCUCCCUCUAACAGACAGUCAGUAUGAGGAUAUAUUUGAUAGUGCUACGGCUUUGGAGACACCUGUAGACAACUGUCUGGAGGAUGCCAGAGCUGUGCUGAGUGAGGUGGAGUUGCUGCAGGCCACCAUUGACCAGGUCUCUCUCAGGGAGGAAGAGCCUCCCCGGAGAGUGUCUGGUGAGAGAAAGACUGCAGCGUCCGGCUCACAGAGGAAGAGACAGAGAAAAAGGGAGGAAGAGGAAGACAGCGACUCCAGUGCAGAAUUUGAUCAGUGGGUUCAGUGUAGUAGGUCUGUCUGUGGGAAAUGGAGGAGAGUGGAGAGACACGUUGACCUGGCUGCCCUUCCCAGCGACUGGACCUGUAUACACGACACAGGCCCUGGUCUCUGUGAGGCUGCGGAGGACAGCUGGUCGGAACAAGAGUGUGAUGUCAUCAACAGCAGUCUGGUUCCUGGGUCUCUGGUCUGGGCUCAACAGAUUGGAUAUCCUUGGUGGCCGGCGAUAGUGGAGAGAGAUCCAGACACCAAGACCUUCUGCCAGUUCAACAGGAAUACUGACCUGUACCCUUGCAGGUACCAUGUAACCUACCUGGGGGAACCAGUCAGCAGAGCCUGGGUGUGUCGGUCUAAAGUCAGAAAUUACACAGAACUCACUGAGGAUGCCGCCAUCACGGGGAAGUCUCUCCAGAGAUUCAAGAAGAAGUUGAGAGAAGCUGUCCGCAUAGCAACACAAGCCCAGAGUAUUCCACUCAAGAGGAGGUUGUCUAGGUUUGGGUUCUGGACUCAACAAACGUCAGACAGAGAGAGCUCAGAGGACAGCGACAUUGCUGAGGUGAUGGAGAUGCUUCUGGACCAUGAAAAGAGCAGGAGGUCAGCAUACGUCAGAAACAAGAAGUCAGCUGUGGUGAAGGCUGCUAAGAGACACAGAGAGCAGAGUGAGCCAAUUGGAGGGGACCUGAACGAGGGAGGAAAGGGAGUGAAAGAGAGAGCUGGAGAGAAGAAAAGAGGAGAGGAGGAGGGUAAGAAGAGAGUGAUGACUCCCUUGUUCUCCAAACUAAAGAAAGGCAGCGCGACCACGGCCAGACCAGCCCCUCCACCCAGCAAAGACCAGACUGUACCAGGGAGAGCGAAAGAGGAGAGAGAGGAGAAGAGAGAAGGAGUGGAGGAGGAGAGAGCGGAAGAGACCAGGAAAGGCGAAGAAAGAAAGGAACUGAGAGAUGAGAGAAGCCUGGAAGAGGAAGAGAAGGAGGAGGAAGAAGGACAUGAGUCUGAUACGUCUGUUGAGGAGGAGGCAGUGAAAGAGGAAGGGAGAGAAACAGGAAAGGGAGGAGAGGAAGAACAGAUCAAGAAGAAGGAGGGGAAGGAGUUUGUAAAGUCUGUGUUUGGAGGGGAGGGGGAUGAGGGAGGAGAGGAUGAACAGAUCAAGAAGAAGGAGGGGAAGGAGUUUGUAAAGUCUGUGUUUGGAGGGGAGGGGGGUGAGGGAGGAGAGGAUGAACAGAUCAAGAAGAAGGAGGGGAAGGAGUUUGUAAAGUCUGUGUUUGGAGGGGAGGGGGAUGAGGGAGGAGAGGAUGAACAGAUCAAGAAGAAGGAGGGGAAGGAGUUUGUAAAGUCUGUGUUUGGAGGGGAGGGGGAUGAGGGAGGAGAGGAUGAACAGAUCAAGAAGAAGGAGGGGAAGGAGUUUGUAAAGUCUGUGUUUGGAGGGGAGGGGGAUGAGGGAGGAGAGGAUGAACAGAUCAAGAAGAAGGAGGGGAAGGAGUUUGUAAAGUCUGUGUUUGGAGGGGAGGGGGAUGAGGGAGGAGAGGAUGAACAGAUCAAGAAGAAGGAGGGGAAGGAGUUUGUAAAGUCUGUGUUUGGAGGGGAGGGGGAUGAGGGAGGAGAGGAUGAACAGAUCAAGAAGAAGGAGGGGAAGGAGUUUGUAAAGUCUGUGUUUGGAGGGGAGGGGGAUGAGGGAGGAGAGGAAGAACAGAUCAAGAAGAAGGAGGGGAAGGAGUUUGUAAAGUCUGUGUUUGGAGGGGAGGGAGGAGAGGAUGAUUUCCUAGAUGAAGACAUGGAGAUUCUGGGCUGCAGAGAAGAAGUGAUGAAGAGACUAGCUCAGGAACCCACUCAGGAAGAGGAGGAUGACUUCUCUAUCAUGCUGUUUGAGGAGGAGUAG
This is a messenger RNA of Salvelinus namaycush (lake trout), 2223 nucleotides long. Its product is annotated as zinc finger CW-type PWWP domain protein 1-like. Gene Ontology annotation, molecular function: zinc ion binding. Gene Ontology annotation, cellular component: nucleus. The coding region runs from base 13 to 2223 and encodes 736 amino acids. The record is from RefSeq and is a predicted model, not a curated record. The transcript has 13 exons. Lineage: Eukaryota; Metazoa; Chordata; Actinopteri; Salmoniformes; Salmonidae.